Symphalangus syndactylus (siamang) is the source of this 5911-nucleotide messenger RNA. It is a transcript of the gene MGAT3, whose product is annotated as beta-1,4-mannosyl-glycoprotein 4-beta-N-acetylglucosaminyltransferase. The record is from RefSeq and is a predicted model, not a curated record. Gene Ontology annotation, molecular function: beta-1,4-mannosylglycoprotein 4-beta-N-acetylglucosaminyltransferase activity. Gene Ontology annotation, biological process: N-acetylglucosamine metabolic process. Gene Ontology annotation, cellular component: membrane. NCBI's taxonomy places the organism in Eukaryota, Metazoa, Chordata, Mammalia, Primates, Hylobatidae.
GAGCCCGGCUGGCGGGGAAGGGGAGGGGGUUGCGGUGGGGGCGGGGUGGGGGCCGGAGCCGCUUGAGCCGGCGGGAGCGGGCACCCCUGCGCGCCGCGCUCGGCCUCGCCUCCGCGCCCCCCCGCGCGCCCGCCGCGGUCCCUCCCCCGCGCCCGUCCGCUCGCCGGGCCCCCGCCGCCGCCCCGGGGUGCAGCCGAGCGGCCGCGCCGGGCCCCCGGGACGGGGUGGAAGUGGGAGUGGGGGGAGGGGAUCGGGGCCGGGCCGGGGCCGCGCCGCCUGCGAUGCCGGGCGCCCGCCGCAGCCGCAGCCGCUGCCGCCGGAGCCGGGGAUGGGGCGAGAGGCUGCGGCGGACGCCAGCAUCUCCCCGCCGGGGACCCCGGGGGCCGCGGAGCCGCCGCCGCCGCUGCUGCCGCCGCUGCUGAGACCCAGCGGGCGAUGGCUGUGUGUGGCUGAGCACGUCACUUAACCUCUUGAGGCCUCCAUGUUGUCAUCUGCAAAAUGGAGUCACACAUAGCUGCGUCCCCGAUGACCACCAGUAGCUGGGAUGAUACGUCGACUGCAGAGUGACCACUUUGUGUAGGCUUCCCUGUGGAUGGGUGUCAGUCAAAGGAGUGAGUCAGAUGAUGAGAGGGGAGGACAGCAGAGCAGCAGUUGUUUCUCCAGUCUCGCCGGGACUCCAGGAUCGGCCAUGUUCUGUGCCACCGCCUCUACCUGUCUCCCCAUAUGGGAUCCUGAAACCUCAAGCUGCAUUUAGUCUCAGAGUCCAGGGGAGGUGCUCACUGUCUUCUGACCCCUGAGAUGCCGACUCCCUCUGCCAUACCCCAGGGAAGGAACCAGUAGCGGAAGCUCCAGGGAAACUGAUGAAGGUCAACAGAAGGAAGAACUUCUAGCAGCCCAAAGGGAUUGGAAUGGGCGGCCCAUGGGAGUGGACAUGCAGAGGCACUGGCCUGGGGUGAAGGCUUGGAUCAAAUUCUUACUCAAAGGCCCUCUGGACCCAGGAGAGGAGUCUGCAGGCCUUGGCUGGGCCGGAUUCCCCAGAUUCUGGCCUUAGGUCCUGAAUGCCUGGAUGAAGAUGAGACGCUACAAGCUCUUUCUCAUGUUCUGUAUGGCCGGCCUGUGCCUCAUCUCCUUCCUGCAUUUCUUCAAGACCCUGUCCUAUGUCACCUUCCCCCGAGAACUGGCCUCCCUCAGCCCUAACCUGGUGUCCAGCUUCUUCUGGAACAAUGCCCCGGUCACGCCCCAGGCCAGCCCCGAGCCAGGAGGCCCCGAUCUGCUGCGUACCCCGCUCGACUCCCACUCGCCCCUGCUGCAGCCGCUGCCGCCCAGCAAGGCGGCCGACGAGCUCCACCGGGUGGACUUGGUGCUGCCCGAGGACACAACCGAGUAUUUCGUGCGCACCAAGGCCGGCGGCGUCUGCUUCAAACCCGGCACCAAGGUGCUGGAGAGGCCGCCCCCGGGACGGCCGGAGGAGAAGCCUGAGGGGGCCAACGGCUCCUCGGCCCGGCGGCCACCCCGGUACCUGCUGAGCGCCCGGGAGCGCACGGGGGGCCGGGGCGCGCGGCGCAAGUGGGUGGAGUGCGUGUGCCUGCCCGGCUGGCACGGACCCAGCUGCGGCGUGCCCACCGUGGUGCAGUACUCCAACCUGCCCACCAAGGAGCGGCUGGUGCCCAGGGAGGUGCCGCGCCGCAUCAUCAACGCCAUCAACGUCAACCACGAGUUCGACCUGCUGGACGUGCGCUUCCACGAGCUGGGCGACGUGGUGGACGCCUUUGUGGUGUGCGAGUCCAACUUCACGGCUUACGGGGAGCCGCGGCCGCUCAAGUUCCGGGAGAUGCUGACCAAUGGCACCUUCGAGUACAUCCGCCACAAGGUACUCUACGUCUUCCUGGACCACUUCCCGCCCGGCGGCCGACAGGACGGCUGGAUCGCCGACGACUACCUGCGCACCUUCCUCACCCAGGACGGCGUCUCACGGCUGCGCAACCUGCGGCCCGACGACGUCUUCAUAAUUGACGAUGCGGACGAGAUCCCGGCCCGCGACGGCGUCCUCUUCCUCAAGCUCUACGAUGGCUGGACCGAGCCCUUCGCCUUCCACAUGCGCAAGUCGCUCUACGGCUUCUUCUGGAAGCAGCCGGGCACCCUGGAGGUGGUGUCGGGCUGCACGGUGGACAUGCUGCAGGCAGUGUACGGGCUGGACGGCAUCCGCCUGCGCCGCCGCCAGUACUACACCAUGCCCAACUUCAGGCAGUACGAGAACCGCACCGGCCACAUCCUGGUGCAGUGGUCGCUGGGCAGCCCCCUGCACUUCGCCGGCUGGCACUGCUCCUGGUGCUUCACGCCCGAGGGCAUCUACUUCAAGCUCGUGUCUGCCCAGAAUGGCGACUUCCCACGCUGGGGUGACUACGAGGACAAGCGGGACCUGAACUACAUCCGCGGCCUGAUCCGCACCGGGGGCUGGUUCGACGGCACGCAGCAGGAGUACCCGCCCGCAGACCCCAGCGAGCACAUGUAUGCGCCCAAGUACCUGCUGAAGAACUACGACCGGUUCCGCUACCUGCUGGACAACCCCUACCAGGAGCCCAGGAGCACGGCGGCGGGCGGGCGGCGCCACAGGGGUCCCGAGGGAAGGCCGCCCACCCGGGGCAAACUGGACGAGACGGAAGUCUAGGGCUGCAUGAUCUGAUAGGGCUCGUGGCAGGGCCGGGGUGGCGGUGGCCCCUAGCGCUAUCUCCCUGCCUCCUGCCCGCUCCGUGGUUCUUGAGGGGACCAGGAGUGGGUGGGGAGUGGGGGUGGGGGUAGGGUUUCCCCACUGAAGCCCUUGUGAAUCAAGGGUCAGGCCUUUGAGCUCAGAAAACAUCCCUCCUGUUGGGAGAGGGCGCAGGCCGUGACGUCUGGGUGGCCCUUAUGACUGCCAAGACAGCUGUGGCCAGCAGGUGCCACUGGACUGUGCGUGGUGGUUCCUGGGUAGUGGGGGAGGGCAGGCAGGAUUGGGGAAGAGAGCCUGCAGGAUCUCACCAGGCAGCCUCUGGGGGGUGGCCAGGCCGGGAAAAAGCCCACCAUUUGGCAUCCCUGGGCCUUGGGCUCGGUGUGGGAGACCGGCCUGCCAGGAGGACCCAGGGCUCUGUAAGUAGAUGCAUUUGGGUCCAGGAGGAAGCGUGGACACCUGGGAGGAAAGAGAUGAAAAAGCCACAUCCUACCAAGAGGAGGUGCUGAGGGAUGCUUUGCAGUGUAGUCAGAAGUGCUGGGCCAGAGGGAGACAGAACUCCACCCCCUGCCGCAAAGGACAAGACCUGGCUGCCCUGGGAUGCUGGUGCCUGAGUCUGUCUCUGUGCACCCCUCAGGCUGUCGUGAGCCAACACAGGGGCCUGGAGAACCCUAAGGAGCUUUCCUUUUGGUUCCAAACCUGGCGCUGACGUUCCUUCUCCCGUUCACAUUGCUGUCUUGUGGACUGUGCACUCAGUCCUUGCAAGGCCAAGAGUCCAGUUGUAGGUGUGGCCUUGAGGGGGAAGUGGGGAGGAGAAGACUGACAUGAGGCCUCUGCACGGAUCCGUCUCCCCCUCCCCAUCACCCCUUCCUUCUGACACCCAGUCCCAGCUGUCCACUGUCCCAGGUGCAGUCACUGUUGUGCCCCUCCUUGGGGCAGGCUGGCUGGGGGCCAGGAAGGGGCCAUGAGGCUGUCUUGGGCCCAAGAAGGGACAGUAAGGCCAGUUGUAUGCUUCCUAUUCCUCAUAGCUUGCCUUGGUGGGGAUGUCUUUGUUGGAGUUGAGUCUGAGCUGCUGUGAUUAGGAGACCCUGAAAUACAGUGGUUUAAGCAAGAGGGAAGCUUGUUUCUAAUUAGUCUAGAUUGAGAUGGCCCAGAGCUGGUAGGGCAGCUCUGCGUUUCUUCAUACGCACCUUCCAAUUCUGGGUACACAGCGGCUGCUCCAGCACCCACCCUCCUGUGUGCAUCCAAACCUGGAGGAAGCAGAAGUAGGCAAGAGGGGCACACCCACUUUUUGCUAAAGGCAUGAGCCAGAAUUGGCAGGCUCAGCUCUGCUGGCCUCUCAUUGGCUGGGGCUCAGUCACAUGGCCACAAGCAGCCGCAAGGGAACCUGGGAAGUGUAGUCUUCAGCGGGGCCGCCAUGUGUCUGGCCUCACCUUGGGAGUUCUCUUAUUGAUGGAGGAGAAGAGAAUGGAUAUGGGGGACCAGUAGCAUCUCUGGAAGAGGGGGAGGGAGCAUCAAUAAUUCAUUCGUCGGAUCCAGCUCUCAUUGAGUUUCCGGAACAGCUUGCUCCUGUUUCCCUCACUGUGCAGCCCAGGGCUGGGGGCAGUGAGGAGCCUGCAGCUCUGUGGGAAGGGGAAACACCCCGUCCCCUCGGCUCCCAGACGCUACCCAAUGAUGCCGGUUUGCAGAGUUGGCCUGUGGAAUGGCUCAUGUUUGUGCGUGUGUGUGUGUGUAUAUUUAUGGGCAUGGGUGCAUGCUUGGUGUGUAUUUGUACAUGUCUGUAUUGCUGUGUCCCUGUAAAUACAUGCUUGUGUGUGGAUGGGGGAGGCCAGGCCCAGGCCUGGCCUCUUCCUCGGGCCUGUGGCCACACCUCCUGCAGCUCCCCAAAAUGACUGAGGCAGAAAGCCCUUGGGGAGCCUAGAAAGCAAAGCUAAAGGGGAUGCAGGUCUGUCUGUCUGUCUGUCUUUCAGUCUGAGGAAUGAGAAUCCUCCUGACCUGAGGGCUGUGCAGCUGAGAGCCCACUACCUCCCCAGCCCCUCUCGGCCCCAGCCGCAUCAUCCCACCCGUCCCCUCCCCCCACCUCCAGUGGGGCUUUCUCCGGAUGUCUUAUGGUUGGGGGUUUCCUGAUGGGCCAGGAGAGGAGGGCAUCUCCUUGCCACAGCUCUGUCUGGGUUAAGUGCCCAGUGAGGGCAUGGUGUGGGGAGCUGGCCUCAGAGCAGCCACUGGUGGGCAAGCGUGAAGUGGGCUGAGGGGCUCUGAGCCACUUUGCUCCCAUCCAGGGGACUGCCCCCCAUGGAACUCCUCCUUUGAAGUCACAGCAGCCUUCCUUUCUGUUUCCUCUUGGGGUCGAGAGGUGGCUCAAAAUCUCGGGGUCCCUGUGGCUCUGGGUCAAUCCAGGCCAGGCUGCACCCCACAGACAGGGAGUCUCAGGGCUCCUGAUCAUGCCCAGGCCCUGGCCUGGGGCCUCCCUCCUUGGCAGCUUUCUCACCCCCACGCCCCUGACACCCUCAGUUGCUGUGGGAUGCCCUCCAGGGCACCGGCUCAGGGCUAAGGGAAGGAAGAUAGGAGCAGCUCAGAGCUGCCAGGCUCUGCCUUCCUCACAGACCUAGUGGGGCAGGGCCUGUUCACAGCAGCAGCAGUGAAGGUCUGGCCAUCAGUGGAGAGGAAAGCUGUCAGAGGGGUGGGGGCCGGGGCGCGGGAUUGAAGAGUUUCACAUAUCACAGCAUACACUGGGAAUUUGGUGGGGGCAGACGAACCCAGGGCCACUCCCUCAAUAUGAAGGGAAACCAAGCUGAAUGUGACCACAGGCACACUGCUGCCAUGUCCCAUGUCCACAUUUCUUCGUGGGAAUAACUGGCUCUGAGACCCCUAGACCCAAGGAGGCCUGUCCAUGCCAAGCAUCCAGGAAGCAUGGCUGGUCUUGUCCACCCAUGGGUCACGUUGGUUCCCAGGGGCAGCACGGGAGAGCUUUGGGGGCAACAGGGAAAGUCUGGGUGGGGAGACAGGACUUGUCCAAGCAGAAGGCAGGACCCUGGGAAAUGUAUAAUGUAAGGACAUCAAUAAUAGUAUUAUUUUUUUUGUAAGGGAAAAUCAAUAUGUACAUUCUGAAAUCAUUUUCUCUGUAAAUGGUUGGAUUUCAUUUCACCCUUAAAGGGAUGCUUAAAGGAGAAGAUAGUAUUAAUAAUAAAAACAGCUACAAAGUCUGAA